Molecule: messenger RNA, 1709 nt
Organism: Durotheca rogersii
Lineage: Eukaryota; Fungi; Ascomycota; Sordariomycetes; Xylariales; Xylariaceae
Exons: 2
Coding region: 385-1515 (376 amino acids)
Source: RefSeq, a predicted model, not a curated record
GAACGAGACGUCGGCGCGCCUCUUCGACGCGUAGGGGGCAGAUCAGUAGGUUACUUAAUGGAGGAUAGGUUCGAUUCCUAACAGCGCUACUUGGUAGUCUUCGCUAUUUGGCUCAUCUGGGGCUAAGGCGUGUGCAUGUAUGUAUUUCGUAUCUACAGGCAGCAUAAAUAACGGGCACCUUGGUAGCCUAAUGUUUUAUGCAGUGCAUAAUAUAUAGGGAGGAUGUAUGCCUACAGGUGAUCUCCUGCUUUUCCUUCACCGAUAAUCUGGAAAACUCGAACGAGAUAAAAGUCGGUGCUGUCUCGCAGUUCCAACUCGGUCGAUAUUCGUUCGUUCCCAUCUCCUACUAGCCACCGCGCGAUCGCAUUUCUCUCCUCCGAAAAAAUGCCUCCCAAACGUCGCUCGUCUGGCUCUGGCUCUUCUGAGCAGAAGAAGGCAAAGACCCCCGAGGACGAACCGCCCAGGAGCGAGCGAUGGGCCGCCGUCUCAGGCUCGGCCAACGCUGACGCCGACUACAAGACGACCUGGAAGAAUCCCGACAGGUGGUACUCCUUUGUAACCAUCUGCCCCCUAGAUGACGACGACGACGACGAGAGUGACACCGACAACGGAGAUCGCAAGGAUCCGGGACGGACAAAGUGCGGUGAAGGGAACUGCUUCUGCUUAAAGCCCGUAGCGGAGAACCCCGAUCACCCUUGGAUCAUCAGCCAGGCCGGGUACCGCAAACACAGCACCCUGUCCAUCUUGAUGUCACUGCGCAACCCUGACAACUUUGACAUGUACACCUUCAACGACCAUUGCGGCUAUGGCGCUCUCGAGGUGGUGCAAAACGUGUUGCUCGACUACGUCGAAGCCGCCGGUCGAGGAUGGAGAGAGCAAUGGGCCGUUUGCGAGGGCCUCGCGCUUUGGCUGAUCUGUUCCGGCAGCAACUUUCUCACGACUGUUGGCGAUAGCGAAUAUGUCAACGAAACGUUCCGCCUCAUCGGCCGCAUGUUUCUCAACAUGUUGGCCGAGCUGGAUAAGAAAAGUCUAUUGGGUGACGCUACCGACGUCAAGAGCAUCGGUACGACCAUGGCGAUGUACCUCGAGAUCAUGGCAAACGCGCGCGCAAGCGGUGCCCUCGAAGAGGUCAAGAAGAAUACCAGCACAAAGUUCAACCCCGGCCGCUCGGACGACGCUAUCCUGACUUAUGCCAACCAACGCGGUGUCACGCUGCAGGGCCCUCGAGACGUCGACGAGCUCACGGCGGGUCUCAACGGGGACAUCGAGCUGCCGUCAGCGGGCGCGGGAGAUCUAUGGGGCUGGAAGGCGGGGCUAAAGAGAUACGAGACGAAAUACGCCAAGGUAACAGUGUACGUGUCCAAGAAGAACGGUGUCCGCAUUGGCGGCGACGCCCUAGAUAUCACAACAUGGACCAGCGCAAAGCGCAAAGCGGCCAACUUCGAUAAGAAAGACCCGCUAGGUAAACGGGAGAUGGACGCGAUUAAGAACGGGUUGGUCAUACAGCUUGGGUGAUAAGCCAAGCUGCAAGUUAUAUUGAGGGACCCCGGCCGACUUGGGGUGUGCCGGCGAUGGGCUGGGAGGCGGGGACGGGCAGCAGAUAUUAGUGUUCGAGGGUGUUAGCAAGCGGGGCUUAUCUAGAAGGCAGCGCCGGAGUAAUACAGCUAGACAAUAAUUCCACGUCGGGCAUCGCGAUCCCCGUCUUACUA